AUGGAGACAUUUCUCCAGCCACGAUCCGAGGUCGAGAACCGUGGGCCUGUAUUGCUGAUCGUCAAUGGAACGGUGACAGGCAUCGCGGCGAUCAUUGUGGGUCUUCGCGCGAUUUCGAGGAUCUUCAUUGUGAAAAAAUUUGGUCUGGACGACUGGACAAUGGUGGCUGCGAUGAUUUUUGCAAUUGGGAACGUGGUGGUUGCGGGAUUUGGAGUCAAGUACGGAACAGGAAAGCACAAAUGGGACCUCGACGAAGCAGACGUAUUGCCCACAGCGAAGCUUCGAUAUGUGACUCACAUCAUUUAUACCGUGAUCACCGGUCUAACCAAGGUAUCAAUCUGCCUGCUAUACCUACGCCUAUUCCCUAACAUCCGAAUAAUUUCACUUGGAACGAUCGCAUUUGUCACGGCCAUGAGUAUCGCAUUUGUCUUCGCAACUAUCUUUCAGUGCUCCCCGGUCGAUGCUAUCUUCGACGAAAAAAAAUACAAACAUUAUAGUUGCUUUGACUCCAUUCCGUUUUGGUACGCGACCGCCGCGCUGUCUCUGGCGACGGAUAUUUGGAUUCUUCUCUUGCCACUGAAAACAGUUCUAGAGCUUCAUCUUAGAACUAGGAAAAGACUUAUUAUCGCCAGUUUGCUAUCAUUGGGCGCCUUCGCAUGUAUAGCCAGCAUCAUGCGGAUGGUCUACAUUGUGAAAUUAUAUAAAAGCCCAGACCCCUCCUGGGAUACCUUUGGGGUUUCUGUUUGCUCCGGAAUCGAAGUGGCUGUCGCCAUCACCGCUGCCAGCAUCCCGGCAAUCAAGCCGAUCGUGAACAGGCUAUUUCCAAGGCUGUUUCCCAGUAGCGCUGGCGUAUCACAAUCAGCCAGUCACCAAGUUUAUCCUUCAGGCAGUCGAAUUGAAAGUGCUCGACGCCGCUUCCAGCCGAGAGAUAUUAUUCCGCUCUCACUUUUCACGAUGAAAGAAGGAAGUGAUACGGGUGAUGAUGAGUCUACAAAAGCAAUAAGACAUGCGAACUGA
Penicillium vulpinum is the source of this 1017-nucleotide messenger RNA. RefSeq lists its product as uncharacterized. The transcript has 6 exons. NCBI's taxonomy places the organism in Eukaryota, Fungi, Ascomycota, Eurotiomycetes, Eurotiales, Aspergillaceae. The record is from RefSeq and is a predicted model, not a curated record. Bases 1 to 1017 code for a protein of 338 amino acids.